Rattus rattus (black rat) is the source of this 1283-nucleotide messenger RNA. RefSeq names its product protein phosphatase 1 regulatory inhibitor subunit 1C (gene Ppp1r1c). The record is from RefSeq and is a predicted model, not a curated record. Gene Ontology annotation, cellular component: cytoplasm. Gene Ontology annotation, molecular function: protein phosphatase inhibitor activity. Gene Ontology annotation, biological process: intracellular signal transduction. The transcript is spliced from 5 exons. NCBI's taxonomy places the organism in Eukaryota, Metazoa, Chordata, Mammalia, Rodentia, Muridae. Bases 1 to 348 code for a protein of 115 amino acids.
AUGGAGCCCAACAGCCCCAAAAAGAUACAAUUUGCUGUGCCUUUAUUCCAGAGCCAGAUCGCUCCAGAGGCAGCAGAGCAGCUGGGCCUUUGCUGUUCACAGAUCAGGAAAAGAAGACCUACACCAGCAUCCCUUGUGAUUGUCAAUGAGCAUAACCCCCCAGAAAUUGAUGAGAAGAGGGUGACCAACACACAAGAAUCCCAGAACGCAUCCCCUAAGCAAAGGAAGCAGAGUGUGUACACGCCACCGACCAUGAAAGGGGUUAAGCACCUGAAAGGCCAGAAUGGAUCGGCAUUCCCGGAAGAAGAAGAAAGCGCAAGUGAAAAAGAAGAGAAGUGGAACCAUUAAUUCCCCAUCUGUAGCAAGAGGGCUUCUUGGAAGUGACUGGACGGUUGACUCUUCUGAAUAUCCAAUGGUACUCCAAAGUUCCGCCUCCAGCAUCCUCUUCCGUCUCAGCUCCCACCCUCUCAGCAGUGCGAUCCUCAUGGAAGCCUCCUUGACUGAACUGUGAAGCCGAGUGCAGAUCAUCAUUGUGUACCACUUGCAGCAAAGAAUAGCACUUACUCUACCGCGAUUUUUCUUUUAAACUACUCAAACCUAGGAAUCUGCUACUAUGUGAAUGUUCUCACUUUGAUACUGCCAAAAGCUUAACUCUUCCUGGCCUAUGGUAUGAUUUACAUUCUAAGGUCAAAUGUAGAGAACAUUACUCUAAAAGUACAAAAUAAAUACCAAAUGUGCUUGGGACGAGUGUGAGUGGGGAUUAAUGGAAGAGGAAUGUUUACGGAAGCUUUUAAUAACCGCAUUUAGCAUGCUUCUGUGUCUAGAUCAAACCAGAGUUUACUUCAAAAAGACAACGAUGUCAGUUGUCUUGAUUCAAAACACCACAUCAGAUAUGAAAUGAUUUUCCUCCAGUAGUGCAUUAACAGCUACUUAAAGAAACAAAUGUCUCUUUAUUUUCUGAGCCGUCCAAUGUAGGCUCCUCAGCACCAUCUAAUCAUUGAAAAGGAAAUGCUAAAUUUAUAAUAAAACAUGGCAAAUCUCUUCUGCUUUCUCUUUUUUCAACUCUUUAAAAUUAAGCCAUCUAUAAUGUAUCUAUAAUGUAUUUUGUUCAUCUGGGUUUUCUGUUGUUUCUUUUUGUUUUCUUGGUGCUAGAGAAUGAACCCAGGGCUUUGAACAUGUAAAUAUUCCUCUAGACUCUGUCCUCAGUCUUACUGCAGUUUAAUAUAUUCCGAGUGUUUUAUUAUUCUUCUCUGUGAGAGAAUAAAUACUGUCUUAUUAAUUCA